Molecule: messenger RNA, 1088 nt
Organism: Megalops cyprinoides (Indo-Pacific tarpon)
Lineage: Eukaryota; Metazoa; Chordata; Actinopteri; Elopiformes; Megalopidae
Product: chemokine-like protein TAFA-2
Exons: 5
Coding region: 1-411 (136 amino acids)
Molecular function (GO): receptor ligand activity
Source: RefSeq, a predicted model, not a curated record
AUGAAUAAGAGAUUUGUGCUAAAAACAAAUAAAGCAACAAUAUUACUAAUGGCCUGCAUGCUUACCCUCCUGGAGAAGCCAGUGCUGACAGAAGGCCAGCAAGCACACCAUGUCAAAACAGGGACCUGUGAGGUGGUGGCGAUACACCGCUGCUGCAACAAGAACAAAAUAGAGGAGCGCUCCCAGACAGUAAAAUGCUCCUGCUUCCCAGGGCAGGUGGCAGGCACCACGCGAGCUGCCCCCUCCUGCGUGGAUGCCUCCAUUGUGGAGCAGAAGUGGUGGUGCCAGAUGCAGCCCUGUCUGGAUGGGGAGGAAUGCAAAGUCCUCCCGGAUUUCAAAGGCUGGAGCUGUGCCACUGGGAACAAGAUUAAGACCACCAAGAUAUCCUCUGACAAAGAUCAACUCUGGUAACCUUGAUGUCGUGGAAUUCAAUCCAGGCAGCUGAAUAGCUGAAGGCUUCAGCGAUAUGGCCCCGCCUUUCUCUGUCAACCUUACAAACUAACCAAUGAACUGGCUGUUUCUGGAAGGCGGCCUUUAUUGUAAAUAUAAAAGCUUCUUUCGGUGACUCCAAUCCCUUGAAGCACAGAGAAGUUUGGAUGUAGAUGGAAGGAGCCGCCACCAGGAUAGACAUUGGAAAACAAUUGGUGGGAAAAGGUAACGGCCAAGGAGCAAACUGCAACCAUCACCUCAUUGGCCAAUGGGAACUCACCUUCCAGUAACAUUGUACUACUUAUAUCACCAUACUCUCAAUGGUAAAUUGCCCAAAGGGUGUUAUUAAUUAUGAUGGUGAAUCAAAGAAUUAUGUCUUCAUAUGCAUUGUUAGUGAAAAUAAGGGUGUAAUUCAGUCCAACCACAAAGUGAUUUGUCAUUGACCUUAAAUGACAGGCUUAAGCAGCAUUUAUUUUUCCUUACCUACAGGUUUUGGUUUAUAUCAGCCACUGCCAGACUCACAGUGUAACACCUAUGGUAACUCGACCUUGAUUUUUUUCCCAAAUCACUUUGCUGUCAGACUGAAUGUUAUCCUAAGUGCAUUAGUUUUAUUAUGAAACUGUUCAAAUUCAAUGUCAGUGUAAUCAGAUGAUUUUUAA